Caenorhabditis angaria is the source of this 667-nucleotide messenger RNA. The record is from the annotation of a GenBank genome assembly. NCBI's taxonomy places the organism in Eukaryota, Metazoa, Nematoda, Chromadorea, Rhabditida, Rhabditidae.
AUGUCAAUUAAAUUCAUUAUUCUUUCUAGCUUUUUAGUAUACCGUGCAUUUGCUUGUGAUUCAAGUGAAUCAGAAGGACGUAAGUAUUAUCUGGUUUUCAGUUUUAUCAAAACAGAAAUAUAUAUUUGCAGCAUGUGAUGGUAGUACAUUAACUUGUUUAACACAAGUCUGUGAUACUGCUGCUGGUCAAUGUUGUCCUGCUACAAGUACAAGUACAACAACAGUAUCAACUACAACAGCUUAUAAUUGUACUGAUUUAUUGAAUCCAAGAACAGGAGUAUCAGAUUGUCCAGGAUUAUCAUAUCUUUGUAGUGAUUCAACAUAUUACGAUGUUAUGACUGUCCAAUGCCCAAAAACAUGUGGAAGAUGUUCAUCAUAUAAUUCAUCGUGUUCUGAUCGUGUAAAUCCAUCAACUGGUGUUUCUGAUUGUCCAAGUCGUGCAUAUUUAUGUAAUGAUUCAACAUAUUAUGAUGUUAUGACUUAUCAAUGUCCAUCAACAUGUGGAAGAUGUUCUUCCUCCAGUACUACUUCUAGUUCAACCUGUGUUGAUUUAUUGAAUCCAUCAACUGGAGUAUCUGAUUGUCCAAGUCGUGCUUAUCUUUGCACAAAUGCUGUCUAUUAUUCACUUAUGACUGUUCAAUGUCCAGUUACUUGUGGAAGAUGUUAA